AUGGACCUGAGUAAACAACUGGAGAAUACUGAGAGGAACUGGAAUAAAGAGAAGAUGGAAUUGCUGGAGAGAUUUGACAAUGAAAGGAAAGAAUGGGAAUGUCAAUGGAAGGUUAUGCAGAAGAAAAUAGAAGAGCUUUACCAGGAGGUAAAACUUAGAAGGGAGAGCAAUAUGAACUUCCAUGAUAAUAAGGCCAUUCAGAGCAAGAUGCUGCAGCUGUCCUUGCAUUCCCCUCCUUUGGAAGAGAGUGACACAGUGGAGCUGAACUAUCAACACAACGUUGCAAAUGACAGGAUGGAAAAAGGAAGUUUGCUCAGUAAAACAGGACAUGAAUGUAAAGAAACCAGAGCCAAGAAUGGAAAUAAUACUCUGUUAAUGAACAGUCUGGCCUUUGAGAACUGUCACGAACCUGAAGACAGCCUCAGCAUCAAAACUUCCAAGAAAAAUGCCAAGAAUUACAUUGGUGAUCUCAAUAUUGCUCUCAAAGAACUUGCCAGAGUCAGUGAAGAAUUAUGCAGCUAUCAAGAGGAAAUUCGAAAGAAGUCCAACCACAGAAGAAUGAAGUCACUUCCUUUCCUGGGGGAAUUUGAGGAAACCCAAAGCACAGUUAUUCUGCCUGAGAUGAACCAUGUGUCCAGCAAUGAAUCACAGACUUCAGUUGCUUUUGAAACAGAGGAACAUAAUAAUAGGAAGAAUCUGAUGAGCUCCACCAAGGCUUUGAAGGACAUGUCUUAUGGUGUUCUUACUGGUGACAGAGGAACAGACUUCAGAUCUUGGCAAAAGAAAGAAGCUCCACCAGUUCCUCCACGAAGUACUUCUCGGCACCUAACAAACUCACUUUCUGCAGUUGUACAGCUUUCUGAAGCUCCAAUAAGAGACACAGGCAUCAAAAGCAAUUGCAAGGCUCAGGACUGUUGGAGUGGAGGGAAACUGAUGAAUCCUUCACCUAUAAACCAGAAUGAAACUGCAGCAGCCUUUGCAAAUGAAGGGCAGGCUGUGAAAGGUCCUGUGAUGGCAACUGCUGCAAUAUGUGUAGCCAAAAAUGAGUGCAAUGUACCAACGAGUUUCUGCCACAACACAUGGGCAUAUGAUGUGGGCAAACUUGGAAAAGACAAUAGAAGUGAACCUUCCCCACUGUCAGCCCAUAAGAGUUGUUCAGAUGGAAAUAUGGCCCAUAGCAACAAGAUGCACCAGAAACAAAAUCCCAAGUCUCACAGCAGCCCUUAUUACAGUAAUGGCUUUUAUGCCCCUUCUACCCUGCACAAUGAUCUUUUGGAAGACUCUAGGUAUACUUCGGGAAAGACCCAGAGAAAUGAAACUUUAGCAGCAAAGAUUGAUGAGUUUAACCGGACUGUAUUUCACACGGAUAAACGUAACAAUGCUUUGCAAGCAAACCAGGUGCCUCAAACAGCAUCAGAAGAUCACAAACCCUGCAGCCCACUGUGUGACUCUGCUAUUAGCAGGACAGAAACUCUAAAUACAUCUUGUGUUUCAAAUCCCAAAUUCUCUGCAGCAAAAGAGCAAGAGACUGGCAACCCUAGCGAAGCUGUCAGAACAGCAGGGCAACAAAAGCCAAUAAAUGGACUUCCAAAUACUAGUGGUUAUAGGCACAUGCUUCACGAGCAUGACUGGAGACCAAGUAAUUUAUCCGGUCGCCCGCGGUCAGCUGACUCAAGGUCGAACUAUGGUGUUGUUGAAAAGCUUUUGAAGAACUAUGAAAAAUCAACAGCGACUUCUCUGUGUAGUGCAAAAUGCUGCAAAGAGCAGUGGACACGAGCAAAUUCUGAAUUCACCGAUGGGGAUUGUGAGACAUUGAGUCAGUAUUUAGAAAUGCUCCAGAUUGAGCAAGGAAAGCAAGAAUUUCCGAGGAAUUCAGCCAGGCAUAUUGGGCAGCAAGUCAAGCAAGGAAAAGAGAGGCAGAAGUUACGAGAGCUUCAGACCACCUGUUCUGAGGUCACCCCAAAUGUCUUCCUACAUUCCCGCUGCAUUCCACAAAAGCCUUAA
Strigops habroptila (Kakapo) is the source of this 2004-nucleotide messenger RNA. RefSeq names its product KIAA0408 ortholog. The transcript has 5 exons. NCBI's taxonomy places the organism in Eukaryota, Metazoa, Chordata, Aves, Psittaciformes, Psittacidae. The record is from RefSeq and is a predicted model, not a curated record. Bases 1 to 2004 code for a protein of 667 amino acids.